AUGGAGCUGUCCGAGGUCCGCUGUUCGAGCGCCAGCGAAGAGCCGUACACCGCCAACCGCACGCUGAGCGUCGGCGGCAAGCGGUUGCUGUGGCAGAACGCGGUCCGCCACAUCACCGAGCAGCGUUUCAUCCACGAGCAGGGCGGCGCUGGCGAGCCUGAGCGGCCGGAGACGCGCAGGCAGUCGGCCGGCAGGACCUCGCUGGGCGGCUCGCUGGGCGGCUCGGGUUCGGCUGCGGGCUCAGCCGCGGGCGAGCGCCAGCACAACAACGGCGGCACCAAGGUGUUCCCCGAGCGGGCCAGCAGCGACCUGGGCUUCCUGCAGAUGGACUGCGUGCCCACCAACUCGGACUUCUUCCUCAACUGGGGCUACACGUAUCGCGGCGUGAUCUUCCCCACGCUGCGCAACGCCUUCAAGUCGCGCGACCUGGAGCGCCUGUACCAGCGCUACUUCCUGGGCCAGCGGCGCAAGUCGCUGGUGGUCAUGAACAUCCUGGACGUGGUGACCAAGCUGACGCUACUGGCGCUGCACCUGGCCCUGGCCUCAGUGCCCGUGGACCCAGUCAAGGGGGCGCUGCUGGGAUUUUUUGCUGGCGUGGAGGUGGUGGUCUGCACCCUGGUGGCCGUGCGCAAGGACGCCACCUCUCAUGGCUACCUGCAGUACAGCGGCGCCGUCACCUGGGUGGCCAUGGCCACGCAGAUCUUGGCCGCCGGCCUGGGCUACGGCCUGCUGGGCGACGGCGUGGGCUACGUGCUCUUUGCGCUCUUCGCCACCUAUGGCAUGCUGCCGCUGCCCCUGGCCUGGGCCAUCCUGGCCGGGCUCUCUGCGUCCGCCCUGCACCUUCUCGUCAGGCUGCUGCUAUCCCGAGAAGCGCCGCUCUCCGACAACCAAGUGGCGGCCCAGACGGUUCUGUUCAUGUGUAUGAACACGGCCGGGAUCUUCAUCAGCUACCUGUCGGACCGCGCCCAGCGACAGGCCUUCCUGGAAACGCGACGCUGCAUCGAGGCCAGGCUGCGUCUGGAGACGGAGAAUCAGAGACAGGAGCGUCUGGUUCUGUCCGUCCUACCUCGCUUUGUGGUUCUGGAAAUGAUCAACGACAUGACCAACGAGGAGGACGAGCACCUUCAACAUCAGUUCCAUCGGAUCUACAUCCACCGCUACGAGAACGUCAGCAUUCUUUUCGCAGACGUCAAAGGAUUCACAAAUCUUUCCACCACGCUGUCGGCUCAGGAGCUUGUGCGGAUGUUGAAUGAGCUUUUCGCACGCUUUGACCGCCUGGCGCAUGAACAUCACUGCCUGCGAAUCAAGAUCCUGGGAGACUGUUACUACUGCGUGUCGGGCCUUCCUGAGCCGCGGCAGGACCAUGCCCACUGCUGCGUCGAGAUGGGCCUCAGCAUGAUCAAAACCAUCAGAUACGUGCGCUCACGCACCAAGCACGACAUCGACAUGCGCAUCGGGAUCCACUCGGGCUCAGUCCUGUGCGGCGUGCUGGGCCUCAGGAAGUGGCAGUUUGACGUCUGGUCGUGGGACGUUGACAUCGCUAACAAGCUGGAGUCCGGAGGCAUCCCGGGGCGCAUCCACAUCUCCAAAGCGGCACUGGACUGCCUGAACGGCGACUACGAGGUGGAGGCAGGCCACGGCAAGGACCGCAACGACUUCCUGCGCCGGCACAACAUCGAGACGUACCUCAUCAAGCAACCCGAAGACAGCCUGCUGGCCCUCCCCGAGGACAUUAUGAAGGAAGCCGGAGGCGGCGGCGGCGGCGGCGGCACCGACCGUCGCGCCAGCUCCGCCACCUUCAACGAGGCGUCCUGGAGCCCCGAGCUGCCCUUCGACAACAUCGUGGGCAAGCAGAACACUCUGGCCGCCCUAACGAGAAAUUCGAUAAAUCUGCUUCCAAACCAUCUCGCACAAGCUUUGCAUGUCCACUCCGGUCCUGAGGAAAUUAACGAGCGAAUAGAGAGCGCCAUCGACUUGCGGAGUGGCGAUAAGUUGAGGAGAGAGCAUAUCAAAGCGUUCUCGCUGAUGUUUAAAGACUCCGGCCUGGAACGCAAGUACUCGCAGAUGAGGGAUGAAGUUUUCAAGUCCAACCUGGUUUGCGCCUUCAUCGUGCUCCUCUUCAUCACCACCAUACAAAGUCUGCUGCCCUCUGCCAGGAUGGUGCCGAUGGCGGUGCAGCUGUCGGUCCUGAUCCUGCUGCACUCGUGUCUGGUCCUGGCCACCACGGCCGAGGACUACAAGUGUUUGCCGCUGGUCCUGCGCCGGGCCUGCUGUUGGAUUAACGAGACGUACGCAGCACGCAACGUGGUCAUCUUUCUCUCCAUCCUCAUCAACUUCCUGGCGGCCAUGAUCAACAUGCUGUGGUGCGACCCACACGAGUCGGCCUCCAGGAACGACACCUUGGGCCGCUCCGACGCCGUGGCUGAUAUCUGCUUCUACCCGGAGUACUUUGUGUUCACCGGCGUGCUGGCCAUGGUGACGUGCGCCGUGUUCCUGCGCCUCAACUCGCUUCUCAAACUGGCCGUGCUGCUGCUGAUGGUGGCUGUCUACUCGCUGCUCACCGAAGGCUUCUACGCAGCGCUCUUUGUCCGCUACGAUGCCACCCACCAAAACGCGGCGAACUUCCUGGGCACCAAGGAGACGUCGCUACUUCUCAUGGCCAUGUUCCUCCUAGCCGUCUUCUACCACGGACAGCAGCUGGAGUACACGGCGCGACUGGACUUCUUGUGGCGCGUCCAGGCCAAAGAAGAAAUCAACGAGAUGAAGGAGCUGCGAGAGCACAACGAGAACAUGCUGAGGAACAUCCUGCCAAGCCACGUGGCCCGACACUUCCUGGAGAAGGAGCGCGACAACGAGGAGUUGUACUCCCAGUCGUACGACUCGGUGGGCGUGAUGUUCGCGUCCAUUCCAGGAUUCGCCGACUUCUACUCGCAGACGGAGAUGAACAACCAGGGAGUUGAGUGUCUGCGACUGCUCAACGAGAUCAUCGCAGACUUCGAUGAGUUACUGGGCGAGGAACGCUUCCAGGACAUCGAGAAGAUCAAAACCAUCGGCAGCACAUACAUGGCGGUGUCAGGCUUGUCUCCCGAGAAGCAGCAGUGCGAAGACAAAUGGGGUCACCUGUGCGCACUGGCCGACUUUGCCAUCGCUCUUAACGAAAGCAUCCGAGAAAUCAACAAGCACUCCUUCAACAACUUUGAACUCCGAAUAGGCAUGGCGCAGGGCUCGGUGGUGGCGGGCGUGAUCGGCGCCAAGAAGCCGCAGUACGACAUCUGGGGCAAGACGGUGAACCUGGCCAGCCGCAUGGACAGCACGGGCGUGAGCGGCAAGAUCCAAGUUCCUGAGGAGACCUCGGCCGUCCUCAGGGAGCGCGGCUUCGCCUUGGAGUACCGCGGUGAGAUCUACGUUAAAGGCAUCAGCGAGCAGGAGGGCAAAAUCCGCACGCACUUCCUGUCGGGCCGAGUACUGCCCAACCCGCUUAUCCUGCAGCCGCGUAAGAUGACGGGCCAGUACUCGCUGGCCGCCGUGGUGCUGGGCUUGGUCCAGUCGCUCAACCGGCAGAAGCAGAAGCAGAUCCUCAACGACAACAACAACUCGGCCAUCAUGAAGGCGCACCACCAUCACCACUACAACCGCAGGACGCUGCUGGCCAACGACGGGGGCGCCACCCACCACGCCGACACCCCCGACAAGACCGAUGCAUCCUGAGACAGGGGCCCGGCGCAAAACCAAAACCUCGAUUCCGAACCGGAAACUUUCCCUGGGAAUUUGGACGACAGGUUGCCCGCUCGGGCCAGUCGGCCGGACGAGUGGCUAGCGUGGCUGGUGUGGCCUCACACUUUUCAGGUCGGGCCUUUGAAUCUGAACUGCGGCGUGGUUAGCGUCUUCGCCCUUUCAAAAAAAAAAAAAAAAAAAAGACGUCAAGAGCGGAAUCCUUGUCACACGACCAGAAAGUUGGAGGCUCAAAUCAAGGCACCCACAUUUGUUUUUGUUUUUGCAUAUAACCGCAACGGUGGAGGUUUGAGCACCCAUCACGGCCUUCCCAUGUGUAGUUAGCACGGUUGUCGCUAAUCGUGUUGACAUUGUUUUGCUUGGGACAGGUUGAAAUGCGGGCUCUCGCCUCUUUUGGAGAUGACAAGAAAGGCUCAAAUGCAGGCUCCUCCUUCCCUUCUUGGAGUUAGCAUUUUUGGCACCGAGAGACACAAGUAACAAGUGGAAUCCUUUUCACGUUGUUUUGGCUACAACAAGAAAGGCGAAGGUUGCGAGACCUCCUGCUGGAGGUGUAGUCACCGUUUUUGCGCAAGUAGCAGCGGGCGUCCUCACACAUUCCAAAGCUACAUUAGCAUGUUAGCUUCCUCAAAGAGCAAACAUGAGCCGGACUGUUGAGUAGAAUUCUGCUUGUUUCCCAUCAAUUCCCAUGGAAAGUUUUCCAGUUCGAAAAUUUCUGUAAUUAUGCAACGGGGGUUGGCGCUGAGGCCGUUGGAUCGGCCAGACCUCAAGAAUGUUGUCGGGAUGGGACCCGCUUGGCGUGCGUCGUUUCUUUUCUCCGGAGCAUCCAGAUGGCGUUCCUGUCAUCUGUCACUUCCUCUUUUUAUGUGACCUUGAACCCCUCCAGACUUUGACACUCCCUCCUUCCCUUGACGCUGUCCAUCUUUCUUUUUUCUAUUUCUUUUAUA
Messenger RNA from Syngnathus typhle (broad-nosed pipefish), 4676 nucleotides. It is a transcript of the gene adcy8, whose product is annotated as adenylate cyclase 8 (brain). The record is from RefSeq and is a predicted model, not a curated record. Lineage: Eukaryota; Metazoa; Chordata; Actinopteri; Syngnathiformes; Syngnathidae. Bases 1 to 3708 code for a protein of 1235 amino acids. The transcript has 18 exons. Gene Ontology annotation, cellular component: plasma membrane. Gene Ontology annotation, biological process: adenylate cyclase-activating G protein-coupled receptor signaling pathway; cAMP biosynthetic process; intracellular signal transduction. Gene Ontology annotation, molecular function: adenylate cyclase activity.